Molecule: messenger RNA, 2997 nt
Organism: Spirometra erinaceieuropaei
Lineage: Eukaryota; Metazoa; Platyhelminthes; Cestoda; Diphyllobothriidea; Diphyllobothriidae
Source: the annotation of a GenBank genome assembly
AUGAACCUUUCGUCAUAUCUACAAGUACCUAGCAUCCGUCUGGUCAGCCCCUCUGCACGGCUGGAAGGUGAUCAGAAACCGGAGGUGUUUGACUAUCGUUACCUUCGAGUGAAGUACUCCGAUUUUGUCCCUAGUGGCACAGUCACCACCCGAGGCAACAGCCUCACAAUGCUAGCUCAUGUCAUCCCAGAAAUACGCGUAAGAUGGUUUUAACACUCUCCUCAUCGUUGGCACUAAACGCUCAGUGUGUCUGUCCUUGGUCUGGUGUCUCUGCCCACCAGAGCGUGUUUAAGAGGAGGUCAACUCCGAGUAUGAUUUAACUUAAUCCACAAAAACACGGGGUUGAUUAUCCGGUCCUCGGCAACCGUUCUCCGUCUCUGAAGAAGUGACUGAGUCCAAAUCUCCAGUUUGCUGUCACCGUUCGUCAUUUAUGGGCAGGUAAAUUCACGACAUACUUGACUCCGGCCAGGGCAGCCGUGACCACUGCCGUACUAGGUUAUCUCAAGCGACGAAGUCCACCACUGCUCCAAAAGAUGGGCGUGGUGGUAGUUUGCGUGUGAAUUUGUUUACAAUGAACACGAAUUGAAACAAAUCUACCCCUUCCCCCGUCCGAUUUUCCGGAUCUCACCGCGUUAGGACCGCAAGAAGAAGUCAACACGUUUGGAAAUGGAUGCUGACGUAAUGGCAGACAGGGCUGCGUAGACAGUCGAUGUGGGGAGCACACGAGUACCCCAACACUCAACACUCAACACUCAUCCCCUGUUCAGAGGGAGGAACGAGUUGUACCGUCGACUAGCGGUCUUGCAGACCACUACUUUUAAUGGGCCAUGACAGCUCCGCGCCUAUCAAACUUCUUAUAUUGGGAGGUGCGUCACCUAUUCAUGGGGAAGCCAAAUUCAAGAGAGGUCUUCAACUCUCACUCCUCCUCCAUAUAACAGCGGCAUGCCCGAUUCAAGCCGACUGGGGAUUAGAUUGCUUGUGGUGCCCUGUAGUCAUCGUGUCGUACAGAGGUCGUACUGACAGUUUGACCCCUGCAAGCAACGACCUCCAGCGCAUGUCUCACGGAACGGUGGAUGCAGAACUGUCGCGGACUUACGUAUGAAUUAUGUUAUAGCGAGAUAGGCUUGCACAGCGCCUAGCGCACUCCCUUUCGCCUCCUUCACCCGCCUUGCUCUGAUAUCGAGAUUGUUGAAGAGAGGCGGGGUGCAGACGACCUGGUUCUCAUGAACUGCUGAAGUUUCCGGGCCUGACAGCCAACGUAUUUAAGCUCAGUGGCCGACGCGGCUGUGCAGCAGUAGAUACGGACUCGCGCGGACACAGCACAACUCGAUAAACGCGCACUGUGAGUCAGUCCAGUGCAACUCAUUGUUGAGACCGUACUGGCAGUUUGGCCAUAAUCGCCGACGAUGUACACCGUAGGCACAACAACGGGGUGGACGCAGGGACGGGGACCUGCGCUGUAUCUACGGCACUCUUUCUUCUCGCACCCUUCUGAGCCUGAUGUCAAGACAGGGCGCAAACGACCAGAGGCAGGGGAGGACGCAGAUGGCCGGUGGGAGCCCGUACCCAGGAGUGCCGCCACAUUCCACCUAUGGCAUUUUUCAUGGUCGUGCAGCCCAAUAACGCGUGCCGGACCCUGAUCUAACUUUCGUGUUAAUCCAGCGCAACCUCCGCUUAACCCGUUGUAGAGCACAAGGAGACCGUACCAGGUCCAAGUAGGCCGGCAUAUGAUCCGUUAACUGUUUUCGGUAGGGGGCGUUCACACUCUUUCACAGCCUGAGUGGAUCGAUGAACAUUGCUCACACUAGGCUAUGAAUCCUCUCAAUGGCGAUGUCAAACUUUCAACUAGGUCUGCCUCUCAAACCCUUACCACUCUGGGAUUUGGUUUUGGCCGGCUGGCGAGGGUGAAUAAAUCAGAAAUCUGCCGUCCCAUUAUUCUCUAUGCAAAUGGCGUCAGCGCCUGUAGCCUGGAGCACCAGAGUUAAUCUGAAUGCCCGUAAAAGUAGAACCGAUCGGGGAACGUAGAGUUCACGUAAUUUUGAACAAGCAGGGCUGGAGCUAGACGCGCAUUAAAUGACAGGUUGGAGUAAUUCCCCCCAUUUUUUGCACCACCCAAACUCGACUUCUCGCUCCGAGAGAGAGGGGAAGGGAAGUGCCCGUAGGGGGCUCUAGUCACUGAACUGUGAUGUAAACACAUUCAAGCUGACACCGACAGGGGGCUGGUGGUGAUGACGGCCUCCCCGGCACUAGCAAUAAAACUGUGGCGACGUCGAAACACGGAGGCAGCACACAGCAGAGGCAUUCCGGAUGGCAUGGAUGCUGUACAGUGAUUGGUUGCCGAGUCUCGUGUGGGUGUACGCCGCGCAGUCUGGCGUCGCAUCUACGUUGUCCCCCCCCCCCCACCCCCCUCCUGUAGUAAACGCUCACAAAACCUUGGGCCUCUCAUCAUCCCUCCUUCAUACGGGUUAAUGCACAGGCGCCCGUACCACCUUCCCCGUACUUCUCACCCCCGCAAAAACCCAACACAACAGAUACGAAGGAGACACACAAAAAAAGUCCCCAAAACAGUCGAAAACCCCCCGAAACGCGGAAAUCACUGGAAUUGGGAAGAACGCCACUGUCUCAACAGACAUGGAGGACCUGAAUCGAUAGCAUUGGGCUAAAAAUUGUUGGAUUUUCUCUUAUAAGGUUUUCGAUCAAGUCGUGAUUUUGUCUGCUACUCAUUACCAUGGCCACUACUGCUACGGCCACCACUACUACUACUACUACUACUACUACUACUACUACUACUACUACUACUACUACUACUACUACAGCUACUACUACUACUACUACUACUACUACUACUACUACUACUACUACUACUACUACUACUACUACUACUACUACUACUACUACUACUACUACUACUACUACUACUACUACUACUACUACUACUACUACUACUACUACUACUACUACUACUACUACUACUACAGCUACUACUACUACUACUAA